Messenger RNA from Closterium sp. NIES-65, 423 nucleotides. The record is from the annotation of a GenBank genome assembly. NCBI's taxonomy places the organism in Eukaryota, Viridiplantae, Streptophyta, Zygnematophyceae, Desmidiales, Closteriaceae.
AUGGGUACAGCAGUCCGGAUUUACGACCGUGCCCGGCCGAUACGAGAACGGCCUCUUCCGCGGCGCGUCACAGUCCAUCUCGACCGUCCGAUUCUCCCCGUUCUCGCAGCGAGAGGCGCAGGCGGUGAUCCUGCACGCGCACGUUGCGUGGAAGCUUCUAUACUCCACGCUCCGUCGCCCGGCCAAUCUCGACCGCACCGCCACGAUGGUGCGACGCCCGAGCCGCGUGAGCCUGCCAUCGCCGCAACCGCAACCCCCAGCAAACUCCGCGAGCGCCGCAAACUCCGCGACCGCCGCAAACUCCGCGAGCGCCGCGAACAACGCGGAGACUCAACCUCCAGACGAGAAUUCAGAGGACGAGAAUCAACUGAGCGCUUCGCCGUCACCUGCCUCAAUCCCGAGUUUCUCCAGAAGCGGCGCUAG